GCAUCUAGAUUGCAGCCAAGGGAGGGUCUCCAAGUCCAGCACUCUCUAUCAGUCCACGCGCCGCAUCACAGCUGGCCAGCACGCCAUUUUGAGAGGGACGACGGCGCCAACAGCUCAAAUGAGCAGGGUACAUACUUGGUAACGAUUCGGAGCCCGUGCCGAGCCUUGCGUGAAUGAUGACGGGAGUUUUGUUUCGCCCACCCCCUUGCGCCCCUCGAAGAUGCCUUUGGCAUAUGAACAGCAAAAAGAGCCCCUGAAAAAGGGCAAGUCCAUCAAGUCGGCCUUUGAGAGCGAGAGCUACGAUGCCGACUGGACGAUCCACGUCGAAGGCCUGGUGGGUUCGGCCACCAUCUCGCCGUCGGGUCGAGACGUCGCCCUCGCAUCACCCGAGGGGCUGGCCAUCAUCGACCUAGACUCUCCCUACAGCCCGCCGCGACGGCUCAGCAGCCGUGGGCUGCCGUGGCUGGUGGUGGACGUACAGUGGUCGCCCUUUGCCGCACGCGACUACUGGGUCGCGUCAACGGCCAACCACCGCUGUCUGGUCUGGAACCUGAACUUUCGGGAUGACUCGGCCUCGGGACCCAUCGAGCACUCGCUGCAGGGCCACAGCAGGGCCAUUACCGACAUCAACUUCUCGGCUCAUCACCCGGAUCUGCUGGCCACGUGCGCCGUCGACGGCUAUGUCCACAACUGGGAUCUGCGCCGCCCCCGACAGCCGGCUCUCAGCUUUUGUGACUGGACCGCUGGCGCCACACAGGUUAAAUACAGUCGCCAGGACCCUUUCACCCUGGCCUCGUCUCACGACCGUCUCUUGCAUAUAUGGGACAACAGGAAACCCACGGAGCCCGUCAAGACUCUCACGGCCCACUCUUCCAAGAUCUACGGCUUGGAUUGGAACCGCACACGGCCAACUGCGCUCGUCACCUGCUCGCUGGAUAAGAGCAUCAAAUUUUGGGACUACAGUCGCGAUGGGGAGGAGCUCGAGCGUGUCAUACGUACUGGCUUCCCCGUCUGGCGCGCCCGCCAUACCCCCUUCGGCUGGGGCGUGCUCGCCAUGCCCCAGAACGAGCCAGGUCAUCUGCAUCUCUAUGAUGGCCGCUGCGACGGGGACGUGCCGCAUGACGACCGCGCCGUGCCUGUCGCCAUAUUCGACGCCCACGGGAGCCACAAGGCCAAAGAGUUCCUCUGGAGGGGUCGUGGUGGCGUCGACGAUGCUGGCCUCGACAGUCGCGACUUUCAGCUAGUGUCCUGGGGCGAGGACAAGGAGCUUCGGCUGCAGAGGGUCGAAGAUGACGUGUUGGCGUCUGUCGGCUACCGCAAGGGCCAGCCCGCACCGAGCGGGCUCAUAAUCACGCGCAAGGGUGCGACGUACAAAACGUUUCGGACGGUAGACGACGGCGUGCACCGUGAGAGGCGGAGCGCGACCAUGUCGGACCCUCGACCGAGCAGCAGCAACCUGGUCCGCCGCAGCGCCCUCACUACCGGUAUCCGUACGCCCUACUACAAGACAGUCACGAAGUGGCGGCCGCCAUCCAUGAAGGCCAAGACGACAUCCAAGGAUGCGGACAGGGGACUUGCGCAGAUUGGAUGGAUGAGGGGCGUGACGAUGAACAAGCGCAAGGCCCCUUUCGAACCACCCAAAAGGGAGGGGUCCUUGACCAAGGAUGGCUCCAUUUUCGAGUCGGACUAUCAAGACAGCGAAUGGGCCGAGCCUGAAACGAUACAGGACGAGUUUGUCCGUAUCAGCAGCCAGCUUCCCAACGUGAAAUGGGGGGAUAUUGACAUGGAUAGGCUCGUGAUAAAUGCGAGCCUCAAGGGCCCAUGGGGCGUGGGUGGGGAGAGCAUAUUCAUCAAGGUCAAUGUCGACAUUCCGAGCGCCUACCCCAAGACCAAGCCGCCAAAAUUUCUCAUCGAAAAGAGCUCUUUCAUGGCCGAUGAAACGCAUGCGAAACUGGAACGGGAAGUACAGGAGCUGGCGAGCCGGCUCGUUCAGUGCAAGAAGAACUGCCUAGACGCGGCAUUCUCAUAUCUUCUGGGCGAGGUUGAUCUCGAGACGAGCACGACCUUGUUUAGAAACGUCCGGGAUCUGGAUGAUGAUAUUAGCGGCAUCGCCGACGAGAGUUCCAGUGAUGAUGACGACGAUGGUGAGAUCCCGCCCGGGGGGUCGGCCUCCAUGUCCCAGGAGCUACCAGAGGUGACAGCAGGGGGUGCCGAAAUCCCGACGGUUCUCGGCGGUGGGUUCCGUCAAACGGUGAUCCCGGUAAAGCGCACUUGUGGUGCCCGCUUCUCCAAUGACGGCAAGCUCGCCUGCUUCUUUCCAUCCAAGGAGGAGAAGGCCAAGCUGCUCUUCGUGUCGGCCGAGUCGGCCAAAGAGAAAACCAAAGGCGAGCCACGGUUCGCAGGCUUUGGGCGUCUGGCCCAUGACUCCCCGCCACCUCGGCAGCGGCACCGUGACGAGGAGGCUUCGGCAACAGAGGACGCAUCUGGAGGCUCGGGCGACUCGGACGGCUCGUCGUCUUCAUCCUCGACCGACUCGGAGAUAGAGACGGCGAACCGAAUCAGUUUCUGGUAUAGGCCGGGCCGCAAAUUUAGGAAAACUUGGAGCACCAACGACGGGUCCGUUCGCUCCAGCGGCGGGGGCACCGGGACGGGGACAUGCACGGGAACGGGGCUCGGCAUCGGAAGGAGGCGUGGGGUCAGGUCCAAGAACAUAGUCUCGGUUCGCGACAUGCGGAAUUUGCUCCCGUCCAAGCGCGAGUUUGCCCAGGAGUAUGCGAUAUUUGGCAACGGAACCGAGGUGUGCGAACACAACGCGCGGGUUGCUGAGAAGUACGGCUAUCACGACCUCGUCGACAUCUGGCGGUACUCGGCCCUGCUACUACGUUCGGAUAUACCACUGCGGCUUGCCGAGCAGGCCCCUAGGCGCAGGUCGGUUCUCGUCAUCGCACGCGACGCUGUCUCGAGGUUCCAUCAGAGCGCGACAACCGACGACGGCGGCUUCCUUGGGACAGUCAAGUGGGGCCGCCACCCGCUUGCCCACGACUUCAUCACAGAUCUAUUUGACUAUUUCGAGCGGCUCGCCGACAUCCAGAUGCUGGCUAUGCUUUCGUGCAUCUUUGGCGCGUCGUCGGCCGAGGAUAGCGUGGCGUACGCAGAGUCGCAUCUCACGCAGCCGCAGACGCCCCUGCCCAUGAAGGCACCCUCCUUUUCGCUCGAGUACUUUCCUACCAACCCAGAGCUCUGGCAGAACUGGCAAAAAAACAAAAGCCAAGCGAGCUCUGCCAUCACCACACCGCGCACUUCCCACACCCCCAACGUCUACUCCAGCUCGGUGAACUCGGAAGAGGCGGGCGUCUGGACGGGUGACGCAGAGUCAAACUCGCAUUCCUGCGGCGAGCCGUCGCCUUUGCACCUGAGGUCUGGCCGCGAGCAUCCAGGCGAGACUGACCAGACGCAGAGCCUGUCAACAUCUCCCAGCAGCCGCGCCUUCCGGCGAGCCAACUCGGCCGUGGCGUCGGCGCUGGCCGCCAGCCUGCCCCGAACGCUCCAGGGGAUGGUGUCUUCGUCGCCCCCUGAGCCGCCACCAGCCACACGCAAGCGACCCAGCCCGGCAGAGGCCAUUUUUGGGGGUUUCGGACCGGCCGUGACCUGGGGCGCAUCGACCGUGUUUGGCGCAUCGUCUACGGACGUCACUGCACCCCCGUCUACGCGCGCGCCAUCUAUAGUGGAGGAACGGCGCAGCAAGGACGAAGCGGUCAUGGCGACGCUUAUAGCCGUGGACGUGUCUGUUAAGCUGUGCAACGAGCGACAGUUUGACGAUGACGGUUGGAUGAUGGCGCCCUUCCUCGAGCCAGACCGCAGCACACUUUACGCGAGCUACCGAUAUGCAUACGCCGAGAUGCUCCAGAUCUGGGGUCAGCCGCUGGCCCGACUGGAGAUAAUGAAGUUCAACGUACUGAACGGGGAUGGCGCUGGGCUGGAGAAUUCGGGUCUGUUUAGCCUCGACGACAACAACUCGGACGGCGGCGGCGGCAGCUUCCAUGAAAACAUUCAUAUAACGCGCAAAGGUGCAACGGGGAGCACGGGCACUUCGUCACCCACCUUGCUGGUGGGCAAACGGGAAUACCUCGAGGCAGUUUUGACGUCUGGGCGAGGACUCGACGUGACGGGUAUAUGCAGGAUACACGAAACGAACCUGGAGUCGCUUCAGAGCACGGGACGGCCUCUGCCCCGGCACUUCGGCUCGACGCUGGGGGCUACGGCCCCCAGCAGCCAUGCCUCGUCCUCGGCAACACCCGUCGGGCCGAGUGGCGCCUCGGUCAGCGCGGGUGGCGGAACGAUGCGAGACGGUGGGGGCCCUGCUGCAAUGACCACCAUAGGCGGUGCGGUGGGGACGUGUGAUCGGUGCCACACUCUGCAGGCGCAGCUUCGGUGCGUGUUCUGUGCCGAGCCCGUGGCGGCGCUGUACCCGGCCUGCCUGGGAUGCGGCUGCCCGAGCCACGAGAGCUGCCUUGGCGAGUGGCACGCGGCGGGCGAGCGCAUGUGCCCGGCCGGCGACGAGUGCGACUGCGCGGCCGAGGCUUCGCGCGGCACCGUCGAGAGCUGGACUGCUAUCCAGUCGGCACUCGCGGCUGCGCGCGCCGUCUCGGCCUCGUACCACCACAACCAACACCUGGCCGCGGGCGAGGGCGGCGGCGCGGGCCGGGCGACGAAGCGGGGCGCAGGGGGCGGGAGGGUCGUGCGGAUAAACACGGGCGCGCCCGAGGCGAGGGUCAAGGUGCACGGCCCCCCGCCGGCGUCCCCCAACGUAGCGCGGCCCAGGCGGCGGUCGACACCGGGCCACAUCCCCUUCGGCGGCUCCGGCGGUGGCGGCGGCGGCGGCGGGGGCAGCUGGGCCAGGACCGAGGGGCGAAAGCGCUGUGGUAGCCGACGUCGGCGGUGGCGGCGGCGCUCGGCGGGCCCGGCGUUCGGGCCGCACCCGCAGCCGUCGGCGCCGUCGUCGGGCCCGCCGGGUGCGCGCAUGUCGCUGGACGGCGGGCCCGGAAGCCUCUCCCCGACGGCCGACGGCGGUGGGCCGUCGAGGCUGCUGGGCCACCCGUCGGUGGCGGCGGCGCACCUGAGCCGACUCAAGAGGCAGGUUGGGGACCUGGGCCGCCCGUCGAUCCUGAGGCAGCGGUCCGGGGUGGUGCCGCCCAAGAAGGGGGCGUGA
Molecule: messenger RNA, 5209 nt
Organism: Gaeumannomyces tritici R3-111a-1
Lineage: Eukaryota; Fungi; Ascomycota; Sordariomycetes; Magnaporthales; Magnaporthaceae
Exons: 3
Coding region: 221-5209 (1662 amino acids)
Molecular function (GO): protein binding
Source: RefSeq, a predicted model, not a curated record